AUGCUGAAAAUCAUCACAGCUGGCCUUUUUCUCGGCCAUGGAGCUGAUGCUGUCGAAAUGAGCUGCAUUGAUCACAAGAAAAUUGUCAAAGAAAGAAGUCUUUGCGACAGGGCAUUGAUAGCAAUCAACGAUCACUGUACCAUCUCGCCCGAUUCCCCAACAACUUGCCAGAACGAGAACGAAAUGGAAAGGCUAGAAAAAUGCGAGCGCGGCCGCCGAGAACUCAUCGAACUCAACUGCCUCCCACGUGACUGUAGCUGCGACAUUGACGACUUACAGUUCACCAGUAGCAAGGUCAACAUGCACGUGUUCCACUGCAACACUUUCCGCAACCAGUACUUCACGAAUCCUUGCUUUUCGCACAUUGAAGAUCUCCAACUACGACGGCAGUUUUCCAUCCCUUACGAUUCCCAGUACAGUUAUGUCAAUCGCGAUAAGAUCAUUCGAGUCGACACUGAGUACAGGACUGAGUCCAUGCAACUCGCCAGGGAUCAUUCCUACACAGUUGCGACUGUUCUGCUCUUCGCCAUCGGAGUCGCUAUUCUAGUCGUCUUGGGACUCAUCGGCUAUUUGUGGAACUCCUCCCGAAGUGGAUCCAGCUUGGACUUGUCCAAAGACGACCUUCGACAACACCAGCCUGGAAGAAUCGUAAUUACAGACGACAAAAUGGACGAGAUCGUCCGCGCCGAGCUAAAUCGCUACUCCACGAAACGAAAAGCCCAAGAAAAGACGCCGGAAAAGCGGACCGUAGUGGCCCUUCCCGAGAAAUGCUGA
This is a messenger RNA of Oikopleura dioica, 774 nucleotides long. Lineage: Eukaryota; Metazoa; Chordata; Appendicularia; Copelata; Oikopleuridae. The record is from the annotation of a GenBank genome assembly.